This is a messenger RNA of Durusdinium trenchii, 687 nucleotides long. Lineage: Eukaryota; Dinophyceae; Suessiales; Symbiodiniaceae. The record is from the annotation of a GenBank genome assembly.
AUGGCGCAACCCUUGACUUUGCUGCGCGAUCAAGAAAUCCUGCAGCUGUGCAGCCCAAAGUUAUUUUGGCCGUUUCAACGUGUGGCCUCACUUUUUGCCAUGACGAUUUUGUGGUCCAAAGAGAACACGAAGAGCGACUUGGACGCUGAGAGCACAGAGUUCGAGGCCGGACCAAGCUCAGAGGCAUCAGAAGCCGAGUGGGUCACAUCUCUGUGGCUCGAUGUGAAGCCCGCUGCAGAGAAAACUGACGAGAAGAAACGCCCAGUUCUGGAGCAAGUUACUGCACUCGGCAGCGACAUCUUUAACGAGGACCCGCUGGCCGGAUGUUCCAAGCGAGGGGGCUGGCGCCUGCACAUUGCUGUUGGCCAGCGCAGCGAGCAGACUGAGAUGAUGGGGUUCAUCGUGUUUCGCAUUAAGCCUGAGAGGAACGCCUUAAUCAUUGCACAGUUGGCAGUUCCUGAGGAGCACCGGCGAAUGGGCUUUGGCAGUUUGCUCCUGAAGACUUUGAUCGCAGAGGCAAAGCGCUUGCCUGAGAUUAACAGCAUUGGCUUGUCUUCCUUGCCGGGGUCUAUCAAGUUCUACAAGAGGCAUGGCUUCAAGCUGAUUCACAGGCUUCCGGAUUCCGAAGCGAAGGCGGAAGGUCAAGUCUAUAUGGAGCUGAAGACGCCGACCAAGAAGAAAAAAUGA